AUGGAGGUGCCCAAGGCACCGAGGCCAGUGACUCGAAGUCUAGCGGCAUCAUCGGGACGUCCACCUCGAACGUCUCCGCCACGUACAGCGAGUCGGCCAGCUGGUCCAGAGCUUGAGAUUCACUCGCCCAAAGUAUCUCUGCUCAACUCUCCCUCUCAUCCAACUGUGCCGGCUUUCCCAUCCGGCCCGGGCGCUGGUUCGGCUACCCCGGCUCCCUUGACACCCCCAAAGUCGCCAGCCAAACAGAAGAUACCUGCGAGGAGAAUGUCUCUUGACAUUGCUAAGGAGUCGCCAGUCUCAUUGAUGAAGAAAUUGACCUCCCAUGAAAUGCAGUCCUUCGUGAGAAGACAGCGCCAGUUGCUGUAUGAGAUGGCCAAGGCGGGUGUGAUUGUCGUACACCCAGAUGUCAUUAUCCGCGUCGGAAUCGAUGGCUCGCUCGAGGUGGACGGAACCAGGGACGACCAAGGCGCGGUCAAGGUCGGCAGUCGUGUCUUCUCCAAGGACAAUAUCCCGGAUAGCAACCCACCGGUUUACCUUGCGGGCCGCAAUAUUCACCCUAGCCUGGUUUCUCCCAACGGAAGACGACUGACUCACCGCGACUUUUUGAAGAUGAGGGGAGACUCCGUUUUCUAUGCAUGGGUUGUGAAGACUUUGGCUAGCCUGCCCGAUUUGACGCAUGAGCGGUGGUGGGAUGCCCUCGAGUCCCUACAGAAGCUGCGCAAAGGUGAAAGAUCACAAAAGGUUCUCGUGGGACCAUUGUACAAGGCGCACAUCUUUGACAAGAUGGACCGAGCGACUAUUCACAACAUCGGGGUCAAGCUCAAUAUGAACGAAGACUUUACCAAUGAGGAAGUCGACGUCAAGCUGCCCAUGGCCAUUGGAAGGCUCAUGGGACUGUCGCCCCCAGCAGUGCUAUCAGUUGGGGAAGUGUGGGAGGACCAGUUCUGUGCGUACGCUUUUGAGAUUGACGGACAAGUGGCCGAUGCCGCCACCAGUUUGCUUUCGACCUUGAAGUUGAUGGCCAAGCACCCCGAUGCGGACAAUCACUUGCGGCCUCUGGCGAUGGACAAGCAGGAGUUUCUGGAGAAUGCCUUUGAAAAGAUUCAGAACCUGCCGGAGAUGAAGUCGCUGCACAAGUUUGUGGAGAGUGCUGUCAAGGCUGGAUGGCACUGA
Molecule: messenger RNA, 1173 nt
Organism: Trichoderma citrinoviride
Lineage: Eukaryota; Fungi; Ascomycota; Sordariomycetes; Hypocreales; Hypocreaceae
Exons: 1
Coding region: 1-1173 (390 amino acids)
Source: RefSeq, a predicted model, not a curated record